This is a messenger RNA of Antechinus flavipes (yellow-footed antechinus), 21836 nucleotides long. RefSeq names its product AHNAK nucleoprotein 2 (gene AHNAK2). NCBI's taxonomy places the organism in Eukaryota, Metazoa, Chordata, Mammalia, Dasyuromorphia, Dasyuridae. The transcript is spliced from 13 exons. Gene Ontology annotation, molecular function: protein binding. The record is from RefSeq and is a predicted model, not a curated record. Gene Ontology annotation, cellular component: nucleus; costamere; cytoplasm. Gene Ontology annotation, biological process: regulation of RNA splicing. The coding region runs from base 1 to 21003 and encodes 7000 amino acids.
AUGAGUCCGAGCAGGGCCCACACCUCGGCCCUCCGCACCACCCGGCGCCCCCCAGUCUGUCCCACCCUGCUCCGCAGUGGCCCGGGCGGGGCUACUCUGGUCUGGCCCCGCCCCGCCCAGGCGGGCCCAGGGAGCCGAGGGGUGGGCAUCGGGGGCCGGGCUAGUGAGCGGGCUGCCAGAGCUCUGCAGUCAGUGCGGGGCAGGCCGCCGUCCGCCCGCCCGCGGACCCUGCCAGGGACACCAGAGCGGAGCCGAUCGGGCCCGCAGCCAUCCGCCAAGAUGUGCGACUGCUUCCACCUGGUGCUUCCCAACUGGCCCGGAUCCCCUGCCAGUGUGUGGGUACUACCCGGAGUCCCAUCGGAAAGUGGAUUCCGCCUCCCCCCUCCACCGCGUGGUGACAGCAUCUUAGGGCGUGGCCCCAGGUGCCGCAAGGCGCGGUCUUCCGAGCUGGGACUCCAGCCACACCCAGGCGAGGCUCUGGAGAGGGAGGGAGGCAGCUUCUGGACUGCUGUUCUGAGCUAUUGCAACUUCUGGGCAAGUUUUGAGAAUCGCGAUUAUCUGGUUUCUGGCAGGCAGCUGAGGCCAGAUGAUCCUGAUGCAGAAACAGAAGAAGACAACUCUGUGAAUGAAGUACCUAUUGAUGAAAUCAUCCGUCCUAGACCUCAGGGCUCCUCCCCAGUUUAUGAGUACUCCAUCGAUCAAGAACACUUCAUCAAAGGGGAAGAUACCCAAACUGGGCGAUUUUCCUUAGGAAGAAGGAAAUCCAGGUGGAAACGUGACUCAGGUGAAUCCCAAAGCUUUUCUGGAAGGAGUCAAUCUGAGGAACCAAUGGAGGUCACUCUGCAGACAGAUGUGGAGGCUGGAGCCAGUGGCUACAGUGUCACUGGUGGUGGGAAGGAGGGAAUUUUUGUCAAGCAAGUACUGAAGGACUCUUCGGCCGCCAAGCUGUUCAGCAUGAGAGAAGGUGACCAGCUGCUGAGUGCAACCAUCUAUUUUGACAAUAUUAAAUAUGAGGAUGCCCUCAAGAUCUUACAGUAUUCUGAACCAUAUAAGGUGCAGUUCAAUCUCAAACGAAAACUAGCAUCAAAAGACGAUACAGAAAAAGUUCAUCAUCCAGCCACAAGUGACAUUAGAGAAACAGACCAGCAGGGGGAAGAUCUGACAGAUGGAACAAUGGAGACUAUGGAAAAGAUGCUUGAAGAGGAAGAAGACAAAGAAAAGUUAAUAGUCAAAUCAAGGACAGGGAGGAGCCAGCGGCCAAAGAAAGAGAGAUUGUCAUGGCCCAAAUUCCAGGCAAAGAAAACCAAGAAGGUUGUGAGCCAUCGUCGGUCACAUAGCACGUCGGAUGCCUGUGAGGGCAGAGCAUCUGACCUUUCCCCAACAAGCACAGAUACUGAAUUACAUUUCCCUAAAGAGGAGAUACAUCUGAGAGAGAAGAAAGGCAGUGAGAGGAAGAGGAAAUUCCUGAAUAUUGGAUUUAGGAUGCACAGGAAGCUCGAAAUAGAUGAGAAGACAUCAAAGUCAGGCAUGACAACAGCAGAAGAAAGAACUAGAACAGCAAAAGAUGGCGAAAAGAUCUCCUUGGAUCUACAGAAACCAGAAAUGGAAUUGGGCAGGCUGGAAUCUCAGAGUGCAACCAUAAUCCCAGAGCAUUUGGAAAAUGAAGAAAACAGAUUAAAGCUACAACUCCAAGUUGAUCCUGGAACAAAGAAACAGGAACAAUUGACAUCAGAAGCUAAAUCUAUGAGUGGGGCUGUGAUGGGGAUGCCAGCGUCUGUUUCUGGAACACUCACUGGGUCUCAUGUGUCAGUAAGAGGCAGAAGGAAAAAAUCAGAUGAUGUGACAGAUACAGUUAGUGGAAGCAAACAUGGGUUACAAGGUGGAAAAGAAACAAGAGAAAGAUUAGAUGAUACUUCUUUUGGUGUUCGAGGGCUGGAAAUUGGAAUUGCCAAGUUAACACUUCAGGAAUCACAGGAAGAUUUGGAGAAAGGCUAUGAAACACCAGAGAUUAGAGUGAAAAUACCAACUUUACAAACACCCAAGUUUGGGUUUUCCAAAGGAAAAGUGUCUGAAACUAAAAUAAAUGUCUCUGAGCAUGAAAGGGAACAAUCUCUGGGGAAAGUUACAGUGAAUUGGGGGGAGAUGCUUAUGGAACACAUACCUGAAAGAAAUGUUCCCCCACCAGAUGUGACUGGAGCAGUUGGAAAGAUUUCUGUAGAGACUCCCAACCUAGAUCACCCCGCUCCUAACAUACCUGAGAAAGGUGCAGUGAUAUCAGAUUGGAAUGCCCAGAUAUCAAGCAAGAAAAUGACCCAAAUGCCCAAAGCAGAUAUUAGCAGCCCCAAAGUGGAUAUUGUUAUUUCUAGUGCAGAUAUGUCCCAGCCCAAGGUUGAAACCCAUGGUCCAGAAAUAGGAAAAGAUGGAUUGAAAAUGGAGGGAGAAAUCAAAAUGGGGGACAAGGACAUUGAGGGGAAGGACAGCAAGUUCAAAAUGCCCAAAUUUAAGAUGCCAUCAUUUGGAUGGUCUCCAAGCAAAGAAAAAAAAGGAUCAGGAGAGGUGUCUCUACCAAAAGAAGAGGUGGACAUCUCAAAAGCUUCACUAAAGAGAGAUGACAAAGGUGGAGACCUGAGUGUAUCACUCAUAUCUUCAGAAAUCUCUAUUAGGAGUAUGGAUUUGAGUAUGAAAUCACAAAAGGGAGAAGCCACUGUAAAAGAUCAUGAAGAUAAGGAGGAAAUGAGAUUCAAAGAACCCAAAGAUCAGAUGGAAAAUAUCCAAAUACCACAAACAUCUAAAGCAGACAUUGAAGAAACAAAAGUAGAUAUCAUCAUACCCAGGGUUGAUGUGUCUCUGCCCAAGGUCAAACUAAAUAAGGAAAAUGUUGAAGCAGAAGCUGAAAGAGCAAAUAUUAAAGGAGAUAUAAGACUGAAAGAAAAGGAAAUUGAUCACAAAGAAAGUAAGUUUAGAAUUCCAAAAUUCUCCAUGCCAGGUUUUAGUUGGGGAGGUGGUAAAGAAAUUGGAUCAUCAGUGGAUAUAGAAACCAACAUUAAAGAGCCCAAGACGACUAUCCCAUCACACAGUAUGGACAAAGAACUGGGUCUGGUCUCAAAAGACAAAAAAGUUCCAAGUUUUGAUGUAAAUGUGCAGAUUGCUGGAGGUCAGAAAGUAAAGAGAGAGUCAAAGACGGGAAAGAUACCAAGUAUAAAGGUGCUCAAAAAAGCAAAUAGUGAAGAAAAGAUGAUGAUAGAAAGAGAUGUAGGAGUAAAAAAGAAAGAUGUGGAAAGUAUAGACAGAAACCUGAAAGGAAAAAUUGAGGGCACUGCAGAAAUCUCACAGAAAGAAAAGACAACAAUAAAAGGUAUAGAAAAGGAAACUGAGAUACCGGAGUUAGAAGUGGAAAUUGAAGAAAUGAAAGAAAAGACUAAAAGAGAGGGUGUAAAAGAAUACAUGACAAAACACAGUAUAAAAACAGCCAAAGGGGACAUUAAAGGACCACAAGUAAAUAUAACAAUGCCUGAUAUAGAUGUAACCAUACCAAAAGCAAAAGAUUAUGGCAUAACCACUGAAGUCCAGGUUGAAAGAGUCAGAGUAGAAGGGGACAUGAAACUGGGGGACAAGGAGGUGGAGGCGAAGGACAGCAAGUUCAAGAUGCCGAAAUUUAAGAUGCCAUCCUUUGGAAUGUCUGCUCCAGGCAAAGAGGGGGCAGCCUUGGUGGACGUGUCCCUGCCAAAGACAGAGGUGGAUGUGAGCCUUCCUUCUGUCCAGACCAGCGAAUUGACUGUGGAAGUUCCAUCAGCAGAAGUGGACAUCAAAGGCCUAGACAUUGAGGCCCAGUUGCCAGAGGUCCAGCUUAGUGACCUGAAGGGGAAGACUGGCGAUGUAGGCCUGACAGGACACUUGUCCAAAGUCCACAUGCCCAGCGUGAAAAUGCCCCAAAUGCCCAAAGCAGACAUCAAGGGGCCCAAAGUGGACAUCACCAUGCCCAGUCUGGAUGUAUCCCUGACCAAGGGCAAAGGUUAUAUCAAGGAUCCUGAAGUCAAGGUGGAAGGGGACAUUAAACUGGGAGACAAGGAGCUGGCGGCAAAGGACAGCAAGUUCAAGAUGCCCAAAUUUAAGAUGCCAUCCUUUGGUGGAGGCAAAGAGGGAGAAGUCUCAGUGGAUGUGUCCCUGCCAAAGGCAGAGGUGGAUGUGAGCCUUCCUUCUGUUGAGGCCGAGGUCAAGCCUGGUGACCUGAGUGUGGAGGCUCCCUCAGUGGAUGUGGACGUGAAAGGCCUAGACAUUGAGGGCCAGUUGCCAGAGGGAGAAGUUCAGCUUGGUGACCUGAAGGGGAGGAGUGCGGGUUUAAGUCACAAAGGUCACUUGCCCACAGUCCACAUGCCCAGCGUGAAAAUGCCCCAAAUGCCCAAAGCAGACAUCAAGGCUCCCAAAGUGGACAUCACCGUGCCCAGUCUGGACGUGUCCCUGCCGAAGGGCAAAGCUGACAUCAAGAGCCCUGAAGUUGAGGUGGAGACAGUCAAGGUGAAAGGGGACAUUAAACUAGGUGAUAAGGAGGUGGAGGUGAAGGACAGCAAAUUCAAGAUGCCCAAAUUUAAGAUGCCAUCCUUUGGUGGAGGCAAAGAGGGGGCAGCCUCGGUGGACGUGUCCCUGCCAGAGGCAGAGUGGGGUGUGACCCUUCCUUCUGGCGAGGCUGGCGACCUCAGUGUGAAGGUGCCCUCAGUGGAUGUGGAUGUCAAAGAGCUAGACAUAGAGGCCCAGUUGCCAGAGGGAGAAGUUCAGCUUGGUGACCUGAAGGGAAAGACUGAGGGUAUAACUCUCAAAGGUCACUUGCCCAAAGUCCACAUGCCCAGCAUGAAAAUGCCCCAAAUGCCCAAAGUGGACAUCACCAUGCCCAGUCUGGACAUGUCCCUGCCCAAGAGCAAAGGUGACAUCAAGGGCCCUGAAGUUGAGGUGGACACAGUCAAGAUGGAAGGGGAUAUUAAACUGGGAGACAAGGAGCUGGAGGCAAAGGACAGCAAGUUCAAGAUGCCCAAAUUUAAGAUGCCAUCCUUUGGUGGAGGCAAACAGGGAGAAGCCUUAGUGGACGUGUCCCUGCCAAAGGCAGAGGUGGAUGUGAGCCUUCCUUCUGUUGAGGCCGAGGUCAAGCUUGGCGACCUGAGUGUGGAGGCUCCUUCAGUGGAUGUGGAUGUGAAAGGCCUAGACAUUGAGGGCCAGUUGCCAGAGGGAGAAGUUCAGCUUGGUGACCUGAAGGGGAGGAGUGCGGGUUUAAGUCUCAAAGGUCACUUGCCCAAAGUCCACAUGCCCAGCGUGAAAAUGCCCCAAAUGCCCAAAGCAGACAUCAAGGCCCCCAAAGUAGACCUCAAGGCUCCCAAAGUGGACAUCACCAUGCCCAGUCUGGACGUGUCCCUGCCCAAGGGCAAAGCUGACAUCAAGAGCCCUGAAGUUGAGGUGGAGGCAGUCAAGAUGAAAGGGGACAUUAAACUAGGAGAGAAGGAGGUGGAGGUGAAGGACAGCAAGUUCAAGAUGCCCAAAUUUAAGAUGCCAUCCUUUGGAGUGUCUGCCCCAGGCAAAGAAGGAACAGCCUCAGUGGAUGUGUCCCUCCCAAAGGCAGAGGUGGAUGUCACCCUUCCUUCUGUCGAGGUCGAGGUCAAGCCCGGCGACCUGAGUGUGGAAGUGCCCUCAGUGGAUGUGGACGUCAAAGGCCUAGAUAUUGAGACCAAGUUGCCAGAGGGAGAAGUUCAGCUUGGUGACCUGAAGGAAAAGACUGAGGGUAUAAGCCACAAAGGUCACUUGCCCAAAGUCCACAUGCCCAGCGUGAAAAUGCCCCAGAUGCCCAAAGCAGACAUUAAGGGGCCCCAAGUGGACAUCACCAUGCCCAGUCUGGACGUGUCCCUGCCCAAGGGCAAAGCUGACAUCAAGAGCCCCGAAGUUGAGGUGGAAGGGGACAUUAAACUGGGACACAAGGAGGUGGAGGUGAAGGACAGCAAGUUCAAGAUGCCCAAAUUCAAGAUGCCAUCCUUUGGAGUGUCUGCCCCCAGCAAAGAAGGAACAGCCUCAGUGGAUGUGUCCCUCCCAAAGGCAGAGGUGGAUGUCACCCUUCCUUCUGUCGCGGUCGAGGUCAAGCCCGGUGAUCUUAGUGUGGAGGUGCCCUCAGUGGAUGUGGACGUCAAAGGCCUAGAUAUCGAGACCAAGGUGCCAGAGGGAGAAGUUCAGCUUGGUGACGUGAAGGGAAAGACUGAGGGUAUAAGUCUCAAAGGUCACUUGCCCAAAGUCCACAUGCCCAGCAUGAAAAUGCCCCAAAUGCCCAAAGCAGACAUCAAGGCUCCCAAGGUAGACAUCACCAUGCCCAGUCUGGACGUGUCCCUGCACAAGGGCAAAGGGGACAUCAAGAGCCCCGAAGUCGAGGUGGAAGGGGACAUUAAACUGGGACACAAGGAGGUGGAGGUGAAGGACAGCAAGUUCAAGAUGCCCAAAUUUAAGAUGCCAUCCUUUGGUGGAGGCAAACAGGGGGCAACCUCGGUGGAUGUGUCCCUGCCAAAGGCAGAGAUGGAUGUGACCUUUCCUUCUGUCGAGGUCGAGGUCAAGCCCGGGGACCUUAGAGUGGAGGUGCCCUCAGUGGAUGUGGACGUCAAAGGCUUAGACAUUGAGACCAAGUUGCCAGAGGGAGAAAUUCAGCUUGGUGAGCUGAAGGGGAAGAGUGGCAGUGAAGGUCUCAAAGGUCACUUGCCCAAAGUCCACAUGCCCAGCGUGAAAAUGCCGCAAAUGCCCAAAGCAGACAUUAAGGGUCCCAGGGUGGACAUCACCAUGCCGAGUCUGGACAUGUCCCUGCCCAAGGGCAAAGCUGACAUCAAGAGCCCUGAAGUCGCGGUGGAGGCAGUCCAGGUGAAAGGGGACAUUAAACUAGGAGAGAAGGAGGUGGAGAUGAAGGACAGCAAGUUCAAGAUGCCCAAAUUUAAGAUGCCAUCCUUUGGAGUGUCUGCCCCUAGCAAAGAAGGAACAGCCUCAGUGGAUGUGUCCCUCCCAAAGGCAGAGGUGGAUGUCACCCUUCCUUCUGUCGCGGUCGAGGUCAAGCCCGGUGACCUUAGUGUGGAGGUGCCCUCAGUGGAUGUGGACGUCAAAGGCCUAGAUAUCGAGAGCAAGAUACCAGAGGGAGAAGUUCAGCUUGGUGACCUGAAGGGAAAGACUGAGGGUAUAAGUCUCAAAGGUCACUUGCCCAAAGUCCACAUGCCCAGCAUGAAAAUGCCCCAGAUGCCCAAAGUAGACAUUAAGGGGCCCGAAGUGGACAUCACCGUGCCCAGUCUGGACAUCAAGGCUCCCAAAGUGGACAUCACCAUGCCCAGUCUGGAUGUGUCCCUGCCCAAGGGCAAAGGUGACAUCAAGAGCCCCGAAGUCAAGGUGGAAGGGGACAUUAAACUGGGCGACAAGGAGGUGGAGGUGAAGGACAGCAAGUUCAAGAUGCCCAAAUUUAAGAUGCCAUCCUUUGGAGUGUCUGCCCCAGGCAAAGAUGGGGUUGCCUCGGUGGACGUGUCCCUGCCAAAGGCAGAGGUGGAUGUGACCCUUCCUUCUGUCCAGUCUGAUGACUUAAGUGUGGAGGUGCCCUCAGUGGAUGUGGAAGUGAAAGCACUAGACACUGAGACCAAGUUGCCAGAGGGAGAACUUCAGCUUGGUGACCUGAAGGGAAAGGCUGAGGGUAUAAGUCUCAAAGGUCACUUGCCCACAAUUCACAUGCCCAGCGUGAAAAUGCCCCAAAUGCCCAAAGCAGACAUCCAGGCUCCCAAAGUGGACAUCACCAUGCCCAGUCUGGACGUGUCCCUGCCCAAGGGCAAAGGUGACAUCAAGAGCCCCGAAGUCAAGGUGGAAGGGGACAUUAAAUUGGGCGACAAGGAGGUGGAGGUGAAGGACAGCAAGUUUAAGAUGCCCAAAUUUACGAUGCCAUCCUUUGGUGGAGGCAAACAGGGAGCAGCCUCGGUAGACGUGUCCCUGCCAAAGGCAGAGAUGAAUGUGAGCCUUCCUUCUGUUGAUGUCGAGGUCAAGCCCGGGGACUUGAGUUUGGAGGCUCCCUCACUGGAUGUGGACAUCAAAGGCUUAGACAUUGAGACCAAGUUGCCAGAGGGAGAAGUUCAGCUUGGUGAGCUGAAAGGGAAGAGUGGCAGUGUAGGUGUCAAAGGUCACUUGCCCAAAGUCCACAUGCCCAGCAUGAAAAUGCCCCAAAUGCCCAAAGCAGACAUCAAGGCCCCCAAAGUGGACAUCACCAUGCCCAGUCUGGACGUGUCCCUGCCCAAGGGCAAAGCUGACAUCAAGAGCCCUGAAGUCGAGGUGGAGGCAGUCCAGGUGAAAGGGGACAUUAAACUAGGAGAGAAGGAGGUGGAGAUGAAGGACAGCAAGUUCAAGAUGCCGAAAUUUAAGAUGCCAUCCUUUGGAGUGUCUGCCCCAGGCAAAGAAGGAACAGCCUCAGUGGAUGUGUCCCUCCCAAAGGCAGAGGUGGAUGUCACCCUUCCUUCUGUCGCGGUCGAGGUCAAGCCCGGUGACCUUAGUGUGGAGGUGCCCUCAGUGGAUGUGGACGUCAAAGGCCUAGAUAUUGAGACCAAGUUGCCAGAGGGAGAAGUUCAGCUUGGUGACCUGAAGGGAAAGACUGAGGGUAUAAGUCUCAAAGGUCACUUGCCCAAAGUUCACAUGCCCAGCAUGAAAAUGCCCCAAAUGCCCAAAACAGACCUCAAGGCUCCCAAAGUGGACAUCACCAUGCCCAGUCUGGACGUGUCCCUGCCCAAGGGCAAAGCUGACAUCAAGAGCCCUGAAGUUGAGGUGGAAGGGGACAUUAAACUGGGACACAAGGAGGUGGAGGUGAAGGACAGCAAGUUCAAGAUGCCCAAAUUUACAAUGCCAUCCUUUGGAGUGUCUGCCCCAGGCAAAGAGGGGGCAGCUUCCAUGGACGUGUCCCUGCCAAAGGCAGAGGUGGAUGUGACCCUUCCUUCUGUCCAGUCUGAUGACUUAAGUGUGGAGGUGCCCUCAGUGGAUGUGGACGUCAAAGGCCUAGAUAUUGAGACCAAGUUGCCAGAGGGAGAAGUUCAGCUUGGUGACCUGAAGGGAAAGACUGAGGGUAUAAGUCUCAAAGGUCACUUGCCCAAAGUCCACCUGCCCAGCAUGAAAAUGCCCCAGAUGCCCAAAGCAGACAUUAAGGGGCCCGAAGUGGACAUCACCAUGCCCAGUCUGGACGUGUCCCUGCACAAGGGCAAAGGGGACAUCAAGAGCCCCGAAGUCAAGGUGGAAGGGGAGAUUAAACUGGGUGACAAGGAGGUGGAGGUGAAGGACAGCAAGUUCAAGAUGCCCAAAUUCAAGAUGCCAUCCUUUGGAGUGUCUGCCCCAGGCAAAGAUGGGGUUGCCUCGGUGGACGUGUCCCUGCCAAAGGCAGAGGUGGAUGUGACCCUUCCUUCUGUCCAGUCUGAUGACUUAAGUGUGGAGGUGCCCUCAGUGGAUGUGGAAGUGAAAGAACUAGACAUUGAGACCAAGUUGCCAGAGGGAGAAGUUCAGCUUGGUGAGCUGAAGGGGAAGAGUGGCAGUGUAGGUGUCAAAGGUCACUUGCCCAAAGUCCACCUGCCCAGCAUGAAAAUGCCCCAAAUGCCCAAAGCAGACAUCAAGGCCCCCAAAGUGGAUAUCACCAUGCCCAGUCUGGACGUGUCCCUGCCCAAGGGCAAAGCUGAUAUCAAGAGCCCUGAAGUCGAGGUGGAGGCAGUCCAGGUGAAAGGGGACAUUAAACUAGGAGAGAAGGAGGUGGAGAUGAAGGACAGCAAGUUCAAGAUGCCGAAAUUUAAGAUGCCAUCCUUUGGAGUGUCUUCCCCCAGCAAAGAAGGAACAGCCUCAGUGGAUGUGUCCCUCCCAAAGGCAGAGGUGGAUGUCACCCUUCCUUCUGUCGCGGUCGAGGUCAAGCCCGGUGACCUUAGUGUGGAGGUGCCCUCAGUGGAUGUGGACGUCAAAGGCCUAGAUAUUGAGACCAAUUUGCCAGAGGGAGAAGUUCAGCUUGGUGACGUGAAGGGAAAGACUGAGGGUAUAAGUCUCAAAGGUCACUUGCCCAAAGUCCACCUGCCCAGCAUGAAAAUGCCCCAGAUGCUCAAAGCAGACAUUAAGGGGCCCCAAGUGGACAUCACCGUGCCCAGUCUGGAUGUGUCCCUGCACAAGGGCAAAGGGGACAUCAAGAGCCCCGAAGUCAAGGUGGAAGGGGAGAUUAAACUGGGCGACAAGGAGGUGGAGGUGAAGGACAGCAAGUUCAAGAUGCCCAAAUUCAAGAUGCCAUCCUUUGGAGUGUCUGCCCCAGGCAAAGAUGCGGUUGCCUCGGUGGACGUGUCCCUGCCAAAGGCAGAGGUGGAUGUGACCCUUCCUUCUGUCCAGUCUGAUGACUUAAGUGUGGAGGUGCCCUCAGUGGAUGUGGAAGUGAAAGAACUAGACAUUGAGACCAAGUUGCCAGAGGGAGAAGUUCAGCUUGGUGAGCUGAAGGGGAAGAGUGGCAGUGUAGGUGUCAAAGGUCACUUGCCCAAAGUCCACCUGCCCAGCAUGAAAAUGCCCCAAAUGCCCAAAGCAGACAUCAAGGCCCCCAAAGUGGACAUCACCAUGCCCAGUCUGGACGUGUCCCUGCCCAAGGGCAAAGCUGAUAUCAAGAGCCCUGAAGUCGAGGUGGAGGCAGUCCAGGUGAAAGGGGACAUUAAACUAGGAGAGAAGGAGGUGGAGAUGAAGGACAGCAAGUUCAAGAUGCCGAAAUUUAAGAUGCCAUCCUUUGGAGUGUCUUCCCCCAGCAAAGAAGGAACAGCCUCAGUGGAUGUGUCCCUCCCAAAGGCAGAGGUGGAUGUCACCCUUCCUUCUGUCGCGGUCGAGGUCAAGCCCGGUGACCUUAGUGUGGAGGUGCCCUCAGUGGAUGUGGACGUCAAAGGCCUAGAUAUUGAGACCAAUUUGCCAGAGGGAGAAGUUCAGCUUGGUGACGUGAAGGGAAAGACUGAGGGUAUAAGUCUCAAAGGUCACUUGCCCAAAGUCCACCUGCCCAGCAUGAAAAUGCCCCAGAUGUCCAAAGCAGACAUUAAGGGGCCCCAAGUGGACAUCACCAUGCCCAGUCUGGAUGUGUCCCUGCCUAAGGGCAAAGGCGACAUCAAGAGCCCCGAAGUUGAGGUGGAAGGGGAGAUUAAACUGGGACACAAGGAGGUGGAGGUGAAGGACAGCAAGUUCAAGAUGCCCAAAUUUAAGAUGCCAUCCUUUGGUGGAGGCAAACAGGGGGCAACCUCGGUGGAUGUGUCCCUGCCAAAGGCAGAGAUGGAUGUGACCCUUCCUUCUGUCGAGGUCAAGCCCGGGGACCUUAGAGUGGAGGUGCCUUCAGUGGAUGUGGACGUCAAAGGCCUAGAUAUUGAGACCACGUUGCCAGAGGGAGAAGUUCAGCUUGGUGAGCUGAAGGGGAAGAGUGGUAGUGGAGGUCUCAAAGGUCACUUGCCCAAAGUCCACAUGCCCAGCGUGAAAAUGCCGCAAAUGCCCAAAUCAGACAUUAAGGGGUCCAAAGUAGAUAUCACCAUGCCCAGUCUGGAUGUGUCCCUGCCCAAGGGCAAAGCUGACAUCAAGAGCCCCGAAGUUGAGGUGGAAGGGGACAUUAAACUGGGUGACAAGGAGGUGGAGGUGAAGGACAGCAAGUUCAAGAUGCCCAAAUUUAAGAUGCCCUCCUUUGGAGUGUCUUCCCCCAGCAAAGAAGGAACAGCCUCAGUGGAUGUGUCCCUCCCAAAGGCAGAGGUGGAUGUCACCCUUCCUUCUGUCGCGGUCGAGGUCAAGCCCGGUGACCUUAGUGUGGAGGUGCCCUCAGUGGAUGUGGAUGUCAAAGGCCUAGAUAUUGAGACCAAGUUGCCAGAGGGAGAAGUUCAGCUUGGUGACCUGAAGGGAAAGACUGAGGGUAUAAGUCUCAAAGGUCACUUGCCCAAAGUCCACCUGCCCAGCAUGAAAAUGCCCCAGAUGCCCAAAGCAGACAUUAAGGGGCCCCAAGUGGACAUCACCGUGCCCAGUCUGGAUGUGUCCCUACCUAAGGGCAAAGGCGACAUCAAGAGCCCCGAAAUCGAGGUGGAAGGGGACAUUAAACUGGGUGACAAGGAGGUGGAGGUGAAGGACAGCAAGAUCAAAAUGCCCAAAUUCAAGAUGCCAUCCUUUGGAGUGUCUGCCCCAGGCAAAGAUGCGGUUGCCUCGGUGGACGUGUCCCUGCCAAAGGCAGAGGUGGAUGUGACCCUUCCUUCUGUCCAGUCUGAUGACUUAAGUGUGGAGGUGCCCUCAGUGGAUGUGGAAGUGAAAGAACUAGACAUUGAGACCAAGUUGCCAGAGGGAGAAGUUCAGCUUGGUGAGCUGAAGGGGAAGAGUGGCAGUGUAGGUGUCAAAGGUCACUUGCCCAAAGUCCACCUGCCCAGCAUGAAAAUGCCCCAAAUGCCCAAAGCAGACAUCAAGGCCCCCAAAGUGGACAUCACCAUGCCCAAAGCAGACAUUAAGGCUCCCAAAGUGGACAUCACCAUGCCCAGUCUGGACGUGUCCCUGCCCAAGAGCAAAGCUGACAUCAAGAGCCCUGAAGUUGAGGUGGAAGGGGACAUUAAACUGGGACACAAGGAGGUGGAGGUGAAGGACAGCAAGUUCAAGAUGCCCAAAUUUACAAUGCCAUCCUUUGGAGUGUCUGCCCCAGGCAAAGAGGAGGCAGCUUCCAUGGACGUGUCCCUGCCAAAGGCAGAGGUGGAUGUGACCCUUCCUUCUGUCCAGUCUGAUGACUUAAGUGUGGAAGUGCCCUCAGUGGAUGUGGAUGUCAGAGGCCUAGAUAUUGAGACCAAGUUGCCAGAGGGAGAAGUUCAGCUUGGUGACCUGAAGGGAAAGACUGAGGGUAUAAGUCUCAAAGGUCACUUGCCCAAAGUCCACCUGCCCAGCAUGAAAAUGCCCCAGAUGCCCAAAGCAGACAUUAAGGGGCCCCAAGUGGACAUCAAAAUGCCCAAAGCAGACAUCAAGGCCCCCAAAGUGGACAUCACCAUGCCCAGUCUGGACGUGUCCCUGCCCAAGGGCAAAGCUGACAUCAAGAGCCCUGAAGUCGAGGUGGAGGCAGUCAAGGUGAAAGGGGACAUUAAACUGGGUGACAAGGAGGUGGAGGUGAAGGACAGCAAGUUCAAGAUGCCGAAAUUUAAGAUGCCCUCCUUUGGAGUGUCUUCCCCCAGCAAAGAAGGAACAGCCUCAGUGGAUGUGUCCCUCCCAAAGGCAGAGGUGGAUGUCACCCUUCCUUCUGUCGCGGUCGAGGUCAAGCCCGGUGACCUUAGUGUGGAGGUGCCCUCAGUGGAUGUGGACGUCAAAGGCCUAGAUAUUGAGACCAAGUUGCCAGAGGGAGAAGUUCAGCUUGGUGACCUGAAGGGAAAGACUGAGGGUAUAAGUCUCAAAGGUCACUUGCCCAAAGUCCACAUGCCCAGCGUGAAAAUGCCGCAAAUGCCCAAAUCAGACAUUAAGGGGUCCAAAGUAGACAUCACCAUGCCGAGUCUGGACGUGUCCCUGCCCAAGGGCAAAGCUGACAUCAAGAGCCCCGAAGUUGAGGUGGAAGGGGACAUUAAACUGGGUGACAAGGAGGUGGAGGUGAAGGACAGCAAGUUCAAGAUGCCAAAAUUUAAGAUGCCCUCCUUUGGAGUGUCUGCCCCUAGCAAAGAAGGAACAGCUUCAGUGGAUGUGUCCCUCCCAAAGGCAGAGGUGGAUGUCACCCUUCCUUCUGUCGCGGUCGAGGUCAAGCCCGGUGACCUUAGUGUGGAGGUGCCCUCAGUGGAUGUGGACGUCAAAGGCCUAGAUAUUGAGACCAAGUUGCCAGAGGGAGAAGUUCAGCUUGGUGACCUGAAGGGAAAGACUGAGGGUAUAAGUCUCAAAGGUCACUUGCCCAAAGUCCACCUGCCCAGCAUGAAAAUGCCCCAAAUACCCAAAACAGACAUCAAGGCUCCCAAAGUAGACAUCACCAUGCCCAGUCUGGACGUGUCCCUGCCCAAGGGCAAAGCUGACAUCAAGAGCCCUGAAGUUGAGGUGGAAGGGGACAUUAAACUGGGACACAAGGAGGUGGAGGUGAAGGACAGCAAGUUCAAGAUGCCCAAAUUUAAGAUGCCAUCCUUUGGUGGAGGCAAAGAGGGAGAAGCCUCAGUGGACGUGUCCCUGCCAAAGGCAGAGGUGGAUGUGAGCCUUCCUUCUGUUGAGGUCGAGGUCAAGCCCAGGGACCUGAGUGUGGAGGUUCCUUCAGUGGAUGUGGACAUGAAAGGCCUAGAUAUUGAGACCAAGUUGCCAGAGGGAGAAGUUCAACCUGGUGACCUGAAGGGGAAGAGUCGGGGUACAAGUCUCAAAGGUCACUUGCCCAAAGUCCACAUGCCCAGCAUGAAAAUGCCCCAAAUGCCCAAAGCAGACAUCAAGGCCCCCAAAGUAGACAUCACCAUGCCCAGUCUGGACGUGUCCCUGCCCAAGGGCAAAGGUGACAUCAGGAGCCCCGAAGUCGAGGUGGAGGCAGUCAGGUUGGAAGGGGACAUUAAAGUAGGAAACAAGAAGGUGGAGAUGAAGGACAGCAAGUUCAAGAUGCCCAAAUUUACGAUGCCAUCCUUUGGUGGAGGCAAAGAGGGAGCAAUCCCGGUGGAGGUGUCCCUGCCAAAGGCAGAGGUGGAUGUAACUCUUCCUUCUGUCAAGGCUGGUGACCUGAGUGUGCAGGUGUCCUCAGUGGAUGUGGAAGUGAAAGGACUAGACAUUGAGACCACGUUGCCAGAGGGAGAAGUUCAGCUUGGUGACCUGAAGGGAAAGACCGAGGGUAUAAGUCUCAAAGGUCACUUGCCCCCAGUCCACAUGCCCAGCGUGAAAAUGCCUCUAAUGCCCAAAGCAGACAUCAAGACUCCCAAAGUGGACAUCACCAUGCCCAGUCUGGACGUGUCCCUGCCCAAGGGCAAAGCUGACAUCAAGAGAUCCAAAGUGAAGGUGGAAGGGGACAUUAAACUGGGAGACAAGGAGGUGGAGGUGAAGGACAGCAAGUUUAAGAUGCCCAAAUUUAAGAUGCCAUCCUUUGGUGGAGGCAAAGAGGGGGCAGCCUCGGUGGAUGUGUCCCUGCCAAAGGCAGAGAUGGAUGUGACCCUUCCUUCUGCCGAGGUUGAGGUCAAGCCUGGGGACCAGAGUGUGGAGGUGCCCUCAGUGGAUGUGGAUGUGAAAGACUUAGACAUUGAGACCAAGGUGCCAGAGGUAGAAGUUCAGCUUGGUGAGCUGAAGGGGAAGAGUGGCAGUGUAGGUCUCAAAGGUCACUUGCCCAAAGUCCACAUGCCCAGCGUGAAAAUGCCCCAAAUGCCCAAAGCAGACAUCAAGGCCCCCAAAGUGGACAUCACUGUGCCCAGUCUGGAUGUGUCCCUGCCCAAAGGUGAAGAUGACAUCAAGGGUCCCAAAGUCGAAGUCGAGGCAGUCACAGUGGAAGGGGACAUCCAAGUUGGAGAGAAGGAGGUGGAGGUGAAGGACAGCAAAUUUAAGAUGCCAAAAUUUAAGAUGCCAUCCUUUGGAAUGUCUGCUCCAGGCAAAGAAGAGAAAGCCUCAGUGGACAUAUCCCUGCCAAAGGCAGAGGUGGAUGUCACCCUUCCUUCUGUCCAGGCUGGUGAACUGAGUGUGGAGGUGCCCUCAGUGGAUGUGGACGUCAAAUUAGACACUGAGACCAAGUUGCCAGAGGGAGAGGUCCAGUUUGGUGAACUGAAGGCGAAGAGUGGCAGUGUAGAUCUCAAAGGUCACUUGCCCAAAGUCCACAUGCCCAGCGUGAAAAUGCCCCAAAUGUCCAAAGUAGACAUCAAGGCUCCCAAAGUGGACAUCACCAUGCCCAGUCUGGAUGUGUCUCUGCCCAAAGGCAAAGGUAACAUCAAGAGCUCUGAAGUCGAGUUGGAAGAGGACAUUAAACUAGGAGACAAGGAGGUGGAGGUGAAGGACAGGAAGUUCAAGAUGCCCAAAUUUAAGAUGCCAUCCUUUGGUAUGUCUGCUCCAAGCAAAGAAGGGAAAGUCUCAGUGGAUGUGUCCCUGCCACAGGCAGAUGUGGAUGUCACCCUUCCUUCUGUUGAGGUUGAGGUCAAGCCCGGUGACCUGAGUGUGGAAGUGCCCUCAGUGGAUGUGGACGUCAAAGGCCUAGAUAUUGAGGGCCAGUUGCCAGAGGGAGAAGUUCAGCUUGGUGACCUGAAGGGGAAGAGUGGUAGUGUCGGUCUCAAAGGUCACUUGCCCAAAGUCCACAUGCCCAGCAUGAAAAUGCCCCAAAUGCCCAAAGUAGACAUGAAGGGCCCCAAAGUGGACAUCACCAUGCCCAGUCUGGAUGUGUCCCUUCCCAAAGGUGAAGGUGACAUCAAGAGUCCUGAAGUCAAGGUGGAAGGGGACAUUAAAGUAGAAGACAAGAAGGUGGAGGCGAAGCACAGCAAGUUCAAGAUGCCCAAAUUUACGAUGCCGUCCUUUGGUGGAGACAAAGAGGGAGCAGUCCCGGUGGACGUGUCCCUGCCAAAGGCAGAGAUGGAUGUAACUCUUCCUUCUGUCAAGGCUGGUGACCUGAAUGUGGAGGUGCCCUCAAUGCAUGUGGAAGUGAAAGGACUAGACAUUGAGACCAAGUUGCCAGAGGAAGAAGUCCAGCUUGAUGACCUGAAGGGAAAGACUGAGAGUAUAAGUCUCAAAGGUCACUUGCCCACAGUCCACAUACCCAGCAUGAAAAUGCCCCAAAUGGCCAAAGCAGACAUUAAGGGGCCCAAAGUGGACAUCACCAUGCCCAGUCUGGAUGUAUCCCUGCCCAAGGACAAAGGUGACAUCAAGAGCCCCGAAGUCGAGGAGGAAGGGGACAUUAAACUAGGAGACAAGGAGGUGGAAGCAAAGGACAGCAAAUUCAAAAUGCCCAAAUUUAAGAUGCCAUCCUUUGGAGUGUCUGCCCCAGGCAAAGAAGGAACAACCUCAGUGGAUGUGUCCCUCCCAAGGGCAGAGGUGGAUGUGACCCAUCCUUCUGUUAAGGUUGAUGUCAAGGCUGGGGACCUGAGUGUGGAGGCUCCCUCAGUGGAUGUGGAAGUCAAAGGCUUAGACAUUGAGACCAAGUUGCCAGAGGGAGACGUUCAGCUUGGUGAUCUGAAGGGGAAGAGAGGCAGUGUAGAUCUCAAAGGUCACUUGCCCAAAGUCCACAUGCCCAGCGUGAAAAUGCCCCAAAUGCCCAAAGCAGACAUCAAGGCCCCCAAAGUGGACAUCACUGUGCCCAGUCUGGACAUGUCCCUGCCCAAGGGCAAAGGUGACAUCCAGGGCCCUGGAGUCGAGGUGGAAGCAGUCACGGUGGAAGGGGACAUCAAAGUGGGAGACAAGGAGGUGGAGGUGAAGGACAGCAAGUUUAAGAUGCCCAAAUUUAAGAUGCCAUCCUUUGGAAUGUCUGCUCCAGGAAAAGAAGAGAAAGCCUCAGUGGAUGUGUCCCUGCCAAAGGCUGAGGUGAAUGUCACCCUUCCUUCUGUCCAGGCUGGUGAACUGAGUGUGGAGGUGCCCUCAGUGGAUGUGGACGUCAAAGGCCUAGAUAUUGAGGGCCAGUUGCCAGAGGGAGAAGUUCAGCUUGGUGACCUGAAGGGAAAGACUGGUGGUGUAGGCCGGAAAGGACACUUGCCCAAAGUCCACAUGCCCAGCAUGAAAAUACCCCAAAUGCCCAAAGCAGACAUCAACGCUCCCAAAGUGGACAUCACCAUGCCCAGUCUGGAUGUGUCCCUGCCCAAGGGCAAAGGUGACCUCAGGAGUCCUGAAGUCGAGGUGGAAGGGGACAUAAAACUAGGAGACAAGGAGGUCGAGAUGAAGGACAGCAAGUUUAAGAUGCCCAAAUUUAAGAUGCCAUCCUUUGGUUCCUCUCAUCGCAGGCUUCAUAAAUCAUCAGUUGAUACUCCUUCCUGUCAUGAAUCUUUAGAGGUUUCUAAGUCUUCUCCUGCUGUUAUACAUAAGGAACCUGAAGAGUGUGAAGUCAACCUUUGUGAAGGUGAGCUUCCGGAAGGUGAACUUCAUGUUGAUAUUGCAUCUUCUCAUUUAUCUGAUUCCCAUGAUGGACAUUCACAGUUUUCUGGGGUUUCACUUCCAGGUUUGAGUUUUACUAAGGUUAGUAUCAGUGGUCCCCACACUGAAUUUGGUAAAACCAGAGUGAAAGAUGACAUCACCCUCACAAAGUAUGAAGUCACUCUUCCUAUGUCAGGAUCCCAUGUUAUUCCUUCCCUCCCUCACCCUGAUACCAUCCCUAUUUUGGAUAGACAUUCCAUUCACCUGAAGUCAGAGGAAGAAGAGUCACAAAUCUCUGCUGGCACGUGGGAUGAAAGAGUACAACCUCUUUCUUAUGACCUUGAUGGAAUGAUUAAAUUUCCCAAAUUUUACAAACCAAAGUUUGGGGUUUCUGUUUCCAGGCCAUUAGAGAUCUCUCACCCUCAAGAGCCUCCUAAUGUGGCAGCAGAAAUGACAGCCCAAGAAGUGCCAAUCCUUUUCCCCAAGAAAGAAUUUAUGACAUCAUCUGAGACUGUUAAAUCAUUCAUGCAUUCUGUCCAGACUUCUCAGGAGGGCUCUGACCAAUGGGCAGUAAGUGAUAUCCAGGAUUCAAACAUAGCUCUUCAGACAGGGAAGGCAGAAGAAGUCAAGCCUGAAUGUACAGAAUCAGAAGGGAAGGAAAGCUUCUUCAAAAUGCCCAAGUUCAAGCUCCCCUCAUUUAGUUGGUCUCCCAAAAAAGAAGCAGCUCCAAAAGGAGCUCCAGGUACUAAGCCAAGUGAUAUUUUAGACAAAGAACAAGUAGCUGCUGAUACAGAAACUCACACCACAAGUGUAGAAACAGACAUGGAUGUGUCCACUCAGAAAGAGAGCCCCAAAGAAAAGAUUAAGAAGCCCCAUUUUGUGAUGCCAAAGAUUGGGCUUCCCAAAGCCAAGGGCUCCAAGGCAGGGAUUGGCCUGCAGAAGGAAGCUGAAGAACUCACCCAUUCUGAUGAUGCCCCUAUAGAGGAGGGCUCUAAGAAGGUUAUAGAUACAUCUAGCAAAAAAAUGGUGCUUGAUACUGAAGUAUUUCAAAUUGUAGCCCCUACAGUCAUAAGACAGACUGAAUUACAAGUCCCUGAAGAUCCUGCCCCAGGGAAGACAACUACUCAGGAGCCUUCAGGUGGUAAAGACAGUGGCAAAGAGCAACUUUUCCUUCCAGUUGUUCAAGUGCCCAAACUUGGCUCUUCUGUUUCCCAAGUCAAGAGUCACAGCAUCCAUAUUUCGGUACCAAAAUUGGAGACAGAUAUGUCCCAACCAUCUCCUAAAGUAGACAUAGAGACAGUAACCCUGGAAACAGAAACAUAUGCAGAUGUGUUAAAACGCAACAUCGAUGACAAAAGCUUAAAAUUGUGCCAGACUACAGCUGGGAUGUUGGAUUCAACAAUUUCCAUGUCUGAAGUCAGCGUCCCUUCUGGAGAAAACACAGUGUCCCUCCUGAUGCCCAGUCUGGGGUUUUCUACUAGUGAAAUCAAAGAUCCCAGGCAAGAAACAGGUGAGAUAGUGCUUCCCCAACAUGACAUGUCUAUGCCUAGGCCACAAGCCAUUGCCAAAGGUGAAAAAGAUGUUGUAGGUUUACCUGAGUCAGAAAUGUAUCUUCUCCCAGCAGAAGGGCCCAUUAAACUCAAGACCUCAAGUACUGAAAUACCAUCUCAAGUUUCCGUGAUUGAAACAAGCCGAGUCUGGGAAGGCUCUGUAUUGACUGUUAAAUUUCCCAAAUUACAAGUACCUAAAUUUACCUUCCAAGCUCCCAACACAGAGACUGACAUUUUCAUCCCCAAAGUGAGAGAAGAAAUGUGCCCUGAGACAGAUAUUGAGAUAGCAAUCCAAAAGGAAAGCCCAGAUGAAUGGAGUGCUAAAGUCCUCAAAGCAGUCUCUGAGAUUCCCCCUCAGCCAAGCCUUGACCCAUUAAGGCCUCCAAAGGAUCUUGCCCUCUCUUCAGUAGCCUCUCCUAUUUCCAAGGUCAAAGUCCAUAUUCAGGGUGCCCACAUAGAAAGCCAAGAGGUCACCAUAGAAAGCCGAGUGACUUGUGAACAUGGUGAGCUCCCAAGAAGGGAGACCUUUUCCACUCAAAUUGUGAGAGCCUCUGAGAUCCCUCCAUCUGAUAUUCAGACACCUUCUUACGGAUUUUCCCUGCUGAAGGUGAAAAUCCCAGAGUCACAUGUUAAUCUGGAUGUGACAGGCAAGGAACAAGAAACCCUGGGGUAUACAAGUUCUACACUCGAGACACAAGACAUCUCAGAAGAGAGUUUGAGAAAAGAUGAAUUGGGAGUAGACACAGAUCUGUCAUUGGAGGGUGAACUCCAGCCUGAAACAGGAGAACCAUAUGAAAUAAUUUCUUCUAGUGCCAGUUUGCCAAAAUUGAAAACAUUUACAUUUGAAGUUCACUCUUCCCAUCAAUAUGUUGAUAGCUACUCUGAUGAGGAGCCUGCAGAAAUCCUGGAAUUUCCCCCUGAAGACAGUCAUGACCAAAUGCCACCAGAUGAAGAAAAGGAGCAGAAGGUUCAAUCAGAAAGUAAGAAGUCUUCUGGUCUAUUUCGAUUUUGGCUUCCAAGUAUUGGGUUUUCUUCUUCUGUUGAUGAGGCAAAUUCAGAUUCCAAAACUGAAGUAUCAAAGUCAGUUCCAAUACAAACCCAGCCAGAAAGCAUGUCAGAUAUUGAACCUAAGAAACCCGAGAAAACGGGCUGGUUUCGAUUUCCCAAAUUGGGGUUCUCCUCUUCCCCAGCCAAGAAGAGUAAGAGUACUGAAGAGAGUGUGACAGAGCCCCCCAAAUCAGGAUCACAGGAGGAAGCUGAGCAGACAGUGAUUUUCUUUGAUGCACAGGAAACCUUAUCCCCAGAGGAGAGAGAAGGGGGUGAGAGCAUCACUAGCACCACCAAUGAUGAUGCUCAAGAACCUGGUGCCCUAGUUACAUCUUCUGCAAGAACUGAAUUAAUCUUACUGGAGGAGGAAGGAAAAACUUCAGGAAAAGCAGGUUCUGGGCAUGUGGCCAAAUGAAGGGCAAGGGUUUUCUUAGCCAUCCAAAGAGAAUGACAAACUAAAUCAAAAAGCUAAGCCAAUAAAAGACCUAUCCUGACCACACUUCCCUCUACAUCAGUUCAGAAAACUGAAUGUGGAAAUCAAUAAGAAGCUUACAUGGGGAUCCCUUUGCUGGACAUAAUAGUGUCUUUUUUCAAGAGGCAAACCUCACAUUCUUGAGGGAAGGAAGGCCCUCAGCUGUUCUGAACACCUUCCUGAGCAGUGUUUGUUGUUCCUGAAACAGGGAUAGAGAAGCACUAAGAUCAUGGUAAAGUAUAGUCCUCAGAAACUCACCAAUAAAAAUUAAGUUACAGCUCCUUUGUGCAAAGGGCUGUCAUGGUCACUCGGGAAUAGGUAGGGCCAGUUGUUGGUUUUGUUUCUAUCCUGCUGCUGCUACUGCUUAAUGGUGGAAAAUCUAUUAUCCUUCUUUUAGAUAGAGCCAAAUGUAUUCCAUGGGAUCACCUUUCCUGCAGAACAAAACUCCUUUCUCUCUGUUAGAAGUCUUUUCUAUGUCAAGCUUCAGGAAACUGAGAGGGCUAAGCUAUAUAUAGCAGUGAUGAAAGAGAGGGGAAGGGAUCAAGCCAGGUACCAAUGUGGGUGGAAUAUAGCAUUAAGUGGCUUUUAGGGGGCAGGAGAGGUAGGUGAGAGGAUAUUAAAACAUCUGGGAAUUGAUCCAGAUGACAAGUUAGAAAGAUCCUUUGGCUGUAUCUCACCUUCACAGGCCAUUACUGUGGUUCACACUCUUGCUGCUUGUAACAUGUAUGAGGCACUGAAUGAGAAUCUCUACAAGAGAAAUAAAUGCUAUAACACCA